GAAAAGACUGCGAUCUGUCUUUGUCGACCAUUUCUGCCUAUGAAGAUAGAAAAAUCCAAUUUUCUUCUGAAUUUUCUCACUCUCAAUUCUCUCUCUCUCUCUCUUCUCUGAAUCUUCACGAAUAUCUCCGCCUCUCCUCAAAGACCAUGUUUAAGAUACCAGAUCAUCAGGUUGCUGGCCACAAAUCCAGUAAAGGAGCCAUUGGUCCUCUUGUAGAUGAUUCGGGGCGUUUCUACAAGCCUCUUCAAAGUGCUGACCGUGGUGCCCAAGAGGAGGCAUUCUAUACAAAGUUCUCUUCCAACACUGAAAUUCCAAAUCAUAUCCGCAAAUUCUUCCCUAAUUAUUAUGGGACUAAGGAUAUAGAGGCGUCCGAUGGAUCUGGUCCACGCCCCCAUCUUGUCUUGGAAGAUUUUGUUUCAAUUCGAACUAAUCCUUCCUUAAUGGACAUUAAAAUGGGAUCAAGAACAUGGUUCCCAACAGCUUCUGAAGACUAUAUCAAGAAAUGUCUUAACAAAGAUAGAAAAACAACAAGCUUGUCUUUGGGAUUUCGGAUAUCAGGAUUUCAGAUAUAUGGAAGUAAAGACUCAGGGUAUUGGAAACCAGAAAGGAAGUGUGUUCAAGGGUAUAACAAAGAUGAUGUUAGAUUAGCUCUUAGGAAAUUUGUUUCGUCUAAUUCGUCGGAUGAUUUAGUUGCUGAAGAACCUGAUUGUGUUUAUGCAGAAAAUGUUUAUGGUGGUGAUAAUGGGGUGUUGGCACAGUUGUUGAAACUCAAGGCUUGGUUUGAAGAUCAAACCAUUUUUCAUUUCUAUUCUUGUUCAGUUCUGAUGGUGUGUGAGAAAGGGGAGAGCCCAUGUGCUACAAUUAAACUGAUUGAUUUUGCUCAUGUGAUAGAAGGUAAUGGUAUUAUUGAUCAUAACUUCUUGGGUGGACUUUGUUCUCUGAUUAAGUUUAUAUCAGAGAUUCUUGGUAAAUUUUCACAUAAUUCAACCAAGGUUUGUGUAGUAAACUCUGAGAAGAACACUUCUAAUGGGUACAAGAUUUGACAAGAAUCUUAGCCAACAUUGUACCAUUGUACUUAUGAAGUUUUUCUCUCUUUUUAUGCUUGGUUAAGAAAAUAUUUGCAAUCUUUCAUUUGUAAUUUGAUUAAGAAAAAUGGAAAGUGACUUAGUUAUGAAUAUAAGUUUGGGUGAAUGUCUUGUCUAGCA
This is a messenger RNA of Cannabis sativa, 1205 nucleotides long. RefSeq names its product inositol polyphosphate multikinase beta. Gene Ontology annotation, molecular function: inositol tetrakisphosphate kinase activity; inositol-1,4,5-trisphosphate 3-kinase activity. Gene Ontology annotation, cellular component: nucleus; cytoplasm. Lineage: Eukaryota; Viridiplantae; Streptophyta; Magnoliopsida; Rosales; Cannabaceae. The record is from RefSeq and is a predicted model, not a curated record. The transcript has 2 exons. The coding region runs from base 147 to 1043 and encodes 298 amino acids. Gene Ontology annotation, biological process: inositol phosphate biosynthetic process.